CUCUCACCCCUCUCCCCAGCUUCCGCGACCUCCAGUCAGACCCGGGAUGAAGAUGGAGGUCACAAAGCUCUACACGAACGCCAUCUUCGACUCAGUAGCCCGCAAGCUCGUUACCGACCAGGUCAUCACGGUGUCGACGAAGUAUGGGAUCAUCCUGGAUGUCAAGCCGUACAAUAUCGUUCUCUUCAGUCACCUUACCAAGGAGGAUGAGGCGCAGGGGAUCAAGGUGUUAGACUUGAGGGACCUCACAAUCCUCCCUGGGUUUGUGGACGUGCAUGUUCAUAUGUUCCUCCACGCCUACAAUGAGGUAUCCUGGACGAACCAAAACACGCAGGAGAACGUGAUAGAGCGCACGAUCCGCGCCACCGUCGCCGCGAAGAAGACGCUGCUCUCCGGCUUCACCACUGUGCGCGACCUGGGCACUGAAGGCGCGGGCGACGCGGAUAUCUCGCUGAGGAAGUGUAUCUCGGAGGGCAUCAUCCCAGGCCCAAGGUACUUCACCGCGAAUCGCGCGAUCGUGAGCACGGGCGCUUAUGGCCCGAAGAGCAAUGUGCAUCUCAAUCAGGAGGGCGUGGAGGGUAUCACAGGCGCGGAGGCAGCGAGCGGACCGCAGGCGUGCGUAGAGGUUGUACGCAGGCAGAUAGGCGCUGGCGCGGACUGGAUCAAGCUCUACGCCGACUACCGACCCCUCGGGCGUCAAGCACCCGCUUUCCCCGGCCGCGCUACCUUGAAUCUCCCCCUCUUCUCCCGCGAAGAGAUGGCCGUCAUCAUCGACACAGCUCACGCGUACGGUGUCCGGGUCGCCGCGCACGCGUCGAACUACGCGUCUAUCGCGACCCUUCUACCCCUCGGCGUCGACAGCGUCGAGCACGGGUACGGCAUCUGUACACCAACCCCUUCCCCAUUCCAAACUAUACUCAGCGCGCCGGCGGGCUACCCCUCCCCGCUUGCAGCAGACCCGGAAGACCUCACCCUCUUUCGUGUCCUUCGCAACUCUACCACAACCUGGGUCCCGACGCUGUCCGUCAUGUAUACCCACUCGGAGACGGACAACAUUUCCCGGCAGCGGUGGCGAACGCUCGUGCGCGCCUUCCAGGCUGCUUUGCGCGAGGGACUAGACGAACACAUCGCAUGCGGGGGCGAUACGGGCCCAUUCCCGCACGGAGACAAUGCGCUAGAAAUGCAACUCAUGCGUCGUCUGGGCGCGUCGUGGGAGAAGGUGUUACAAUGGGGGACCCUUGGAGGAUACAGGUGUAUAGCGGGCGGCAAAGUCGAUCCGGAUGCGAAGUCGGGCGCCCAACUAGUGGACGAGGUCAUCGCCGGCAUCCGGCAGGGAACGCUGGGUCCGAAUGAGAUCCCUUUCGGCGUCCUUCGACCUGGAUGGGCGGCGGACAUCGUUGGCGUACGCGGCGUGCUAAAUGGGUCUGUGGAAGAGUUUGAGAAGGCCGUGAGUAAGGAAUCGGUAUCCUUCGUCAUGAAGGCCGGUGUGGUGUACAAGACCGAAGGCAAGGUGGCCGUUGUAUGAAUAUAUUUAUCGGAGGUCUUCCAAAGCAGACGUGCACCUGAGUCAUGAACGAAAUAUUCGACGACAACCUCAGUACAUCCCGCGCCUGCACUCCAACGCCUCCGGCGCACUCCACGGAUCCUCGUCCGGCCCCCAGUUUUCCAGACACGACUCACAUCGUCUGCCCAGCGACUCCAAUUGGUUGCACCUGGGAGGCCUGCUCUGCACGCGGGCCGCGCAUGCUGCAUGAUUCUCGCACGUCCUGAAAUGCUCCGCUCUGUCCCGCAGCUCCCACAAUGUCAACAC
This is a messenger RNA of Schizophyllum commune H4-8, 1810 nucleotides long. RefSeq lists its product as uncharacterized. The transcript has 5 exons. Gene Ontology annotation, molecular function: hydrolase activity, acting on carbon-nitrogen (but not peptide) bonds. The record is from RefSeq and is a predicted model, not a curated record. NCBI's taxonomy places the organism in Eukaryota, Fungi, Basidiomycota, Agaricomycetes, Agaricales, Schizophyllaceae. The coding region runs from base 53 to 1525 and encodes 490 amino acids.